This is a messenger RNA of Dermochelys coriacea (leatherback sea turtle), 2018 nucleotides long. It is a transcript of the gene ZNF276, whose product is annotated as zinc finger protein 276. Bases 56 to 1930 code for a protein of 624 amino acids. Gene Ontology annotation, biological process: regulation of transcription by RNA polymerase II. The transcript is spliced from 11 exons. The record is from RefSeq and is a predicted model, not a curated record. Gene Ontology annotation, molecular function: chromatin insulator sequence binding; zinc ion binding; transcription coregulator activity. Gene Ontology annotation, cellular component: kinetochore; chromosome; nucleus. NCBI's taxonomy places the organism in Eukaryota, Metazoa, Chordata, Testudines, Dermochelyidae.
CGCCAGCCCCAGCGCCGAGGCGGGAGGCGCCCGCAGCGGGCCCUGGGCGGCGGCGAUGAAGCGGGAUCGGCGCGGCCGGUUCCUGUCUCCCGCCGGCGGGCGCAGGCCGGAGCCCCGGGCGGGGAGCGGGCGGCGGGGCCGCGCUGCCCGGGAGGAGGCGGCCGGGGCGGGGCCGCGCGGGGCCCCGGCGCCGCCCGAGCCGGAGGACGGCGCCGAGGAGGCAGGAAUUGGUAGAGCCCUGAGCACAGGGUAUUGCCGACUCUGCCAUGGGAAGUUUUCCUCCCGGAGCUUGCGGAACGCUUUUGGGAAGGUUCCUGUGACAGGAGAGAACUCAGAGAAGCAGCGACGUGUGGAUCAAGUGUUCUUCAGCGACUUCCAGCGACUGGUCGGGGUAGCAGUCCGACAAGAUCUUGCUCUCCCGCAAUAUGUCUGCAAGAAAUGCCAUGCCCAGUUUUACAAAUGUCGCAGCAUCCUCAAAACGUUUAUUCAGAGGGUGAACGCAUCUCCCACAGGCCAUAUAAAGUCAAAAGGAAAGAGCAGUGAUGCGCAGCCGCAGCCAGAUACAGAAGCCCCCUGUUUGGUAGACCUGAUCACAUCCAGCCCCCAGUGCCUGCAUAAUUUGGUUACGUGGACCCACAACCAUGCGGGGAACUGCCAGUCUGUGCCAAGCCUACAGAGUGUGUUAUCUUCUGAGUACUGUGGCAUAAUUCGAGCCGUGUGGGGCUGUGGAGAUGGGCAUGACUAUAUUAUGGAUACAGAUUCUGAUUGCAGCACAGUGCUUGUCGAUAAUGCCUUGUCUGUUACAUGGGAAUGGAACAAGAGCACAGCACAGCGUUUGACUGACAACGGGGCAAGUGCAGACAAUGCUGGGGCUGCUUCUACUCCCAGGCCCCAGCUUGCCCCAGCAAGGACAGUCACUUGCGAGCAGCCAGUAAACAAAGGGACCACAUCAGAGUCACUAAGUGCGGAGAAUCAGAUGCCACAGAGCAGGAAUUCAUCUCAUUCACAACAGGACAGUCCAGUCCCUUCCCAGGAGAAAAGUCUGCCCCAGUCAGCUUCUCCACUGAGCAGUGCCCCAGGACAGUUGAGUACGAAGCAGAUUCUGUCUUCAACGUCGGAUGAGCGGGUAAAAGACGAGUUCAGUGACCUUUCUGAGGGAGACUUCUUGAGUGAAGAUGAAAAUGAUAAGAGAACCUUGCAAUCUUCAGAUGACUCCUUUGAGCCUUAUCCAGAAAAGAAGGGGUCCAACAAAAAGAAUGAAAAUAAAGAAGCGAAGAAGGCUGAAGAGCCCAAAAUAAGAAAGAAGCCAGGACCCAAGCCAGGCUGGAAAAAAAAGAUCAAAUGCGAAAGGGAGGAGCUGCCUACCAUCUACAAGUGUCCUUACCAAGGAUGCACAGCGGUGUACAGAGGGGCCGAUGGCAUGAAAAAGCAUAUAAAGGAGCAUCAUGAAGAAGUGCGGGAGAGGCCUUGUCCCCACCCUGGCUGCAACAAGGUGUUCAUGAUCGAUCGGUACCUACAGCGCCAUGUGAAACUCAUUCAUACAGAGGUACGGAAUUAUAUCUGUGACGAAUGUGGGCAGACCUUCAAACAACGUAAACACCUCUCAGUCCAUCAGAUGCGCCAUUCAGGAGCAAAGCCCCUCCAAUGUGAAAUCUGUGGUUUCCAAUGCAGGCAGCGAGCGUCUCUCAAAUAUCACAUGACCAAACACAAAGCUGAGACCGAGCUGGAGUUUGCCUGUGACCAGUGUGGAAAGCGUUUUGAAAAGGCCCAUAACCUUAAUGUCCACAUGUCCAUGGUGCAUCCUCUGACCCAGACUCAGGACAAAGCCAAGCCACUGGAGCCUGAGCAAAUUCUCACGUUGAAUCCUUCAGGGACUGUGGAAAGCCAGGCUGUAAAACCAGAACUGACUGCACAACAGGAGCCUACUUGAAGGGCUGUUGGAGGUGUGUACUGAUCCAGCCUUGUAUAAACCAUUCAGCAGAGUGGGGAUUUUUAAUAUACAUUUUAAUAGAUUCUCA